CGUGACGCUCCCGCUGCCGAGUCUCGCGGAGAGCAUCAGACUGCACCUUUUCCUCCUCAAGAGCGCGGAGAGCGAGAGGAGAGAGAGACAUUGAGUCAGACUGAGAGAGAGAGAGAGAGACAGAGAGAGAGAGAGAGAGAGAGAGAGAGAGAGAGAGCGCACCUAGUCGCCCGGAGGCGAACCUGUGAUAAUUUUGUUUCUGUCCGCUAGACCGGCUCCAUCCACCACCGGGCGCGCGGCUGCUGUCUCGCGGCUCUCAGUUGGUCCUAGAUGGGGAAGAGGAAUCGAUGAGACGCGCGCGCGGCGCUGGUGCCACAGGAACACAGGAUGCGCGCGAGGAGGUCGCUGGAGAGAGUGAUGACGCGGCAGUGAGGAACACAUAUACCUCACUCUUACACACACACAUGCGCACGCACACGCGCAUAUAUCUGCCCACACACACCUCAAGUCUUGCCCUACUAAGACGGGGAGGAGGGGGGCGAACAAUUCUGCUAUGACGGUGUCAUUUCUCUCCAUUACCAGUGUGUGAGCCACACACACACACUCAUACUCGUACUCUGCAGGGAGUUGUCUGCACAGAGGAACGGGCCCUAUCUGGGGCACAAAGAUGAAGUUCACAUCCUAUCCGUCAUGUAUCUAACGCUCACGCAGAUGCUCGCACAACUGCGCACACCGGGAAUCUCGCAUGUCGGAAGUGAAGAAUGAAAGACUGAAUGGAGAGAAGACGGUGAACAUCUCCGAGACGACUCAAAACACCAGGCCGAGGCCGAGGAAGAUGUCCCAGGCGUGCUGAGAACACAGAGGGAGCUGCAGGUUGACCCCCCCUCCCCCACUGGAGCGGUAUCUCAUAGGAGUCUCACUUUGUAAAAAGCACUACAGAGAAAGCGGGGUGCACCUGUGACACCUACAAAAGUGUUCUUCGAAGCACCCUACAGUUGUCACCAUGAGUUGUAGGCUAGAGGGAACAACCCAGCUCUAGCCUCUAUCUCCUCCAGUGUGUGUGUGUGUGUGUGUGUGUGUGUGUGUGUGAGAGCGAGUGUGUGUAUGAGUGUGAUGGCGGUGUGUGUUUGGGCUGCAGCCCCCCUGAUCUUCCUGGGGCUGUGCCUGUGCAGCGUGGGGGGCCAGGCCCAAGGGGAGGUCCUGGAGUUUGGAGGCGUGUCCAGCCAGUGGGGACGGUUCCCGGUGUGGAACGCCUGCUGUGAGAGUGUGCUGAGCUUCAGCCUGCGGACUCACAGCCAGGAGGGCCUGUUGCUCUACCUGGACGACGAGGGCUUCUGUGACUUCCUGGAGCUGCUGCUUCUCCACGGGCACCUCCACCUGCGCUUCUCCAUCUUCUGCGCUGAGCCCGCCGAGCUGCAGUCGGGCGUGGCGGUGAGCGACGGGCGGUGGCACGCGGUGCGUGUCAAGCGGGACUGGAGGAACACCUCGUUGGAGGUGGACGGGCGGCUGGAGGGAUGGGCGGAAGUGAAGAGCAAGAGAAGAGACAUGACAGUAUUCAGCCACACCUACAUGGGCGGGGUGACGCCGGAGCUCCACUCCUCGCCCUUGCGCCUCACCUCCCCUUCGGUGCGGGAACACCCCGCCCUCCGUGGCUGGAUCACGGCGGUGAGCAUCAACGGCUCGCUGGUGACGCUGGAGGGCUCGGAGGGCGUCACAGUAACAGCCGGCUGUGGACCGGACCACAAGUGCCAGAACGGAGGGGUGUGCAGCGUGGUCAACGACCAGGCUGUCUGCGACUGCUCCGACACCGGUUACCAAGGCAAUGACUGCAGCGAAGAGUACAGCUACACUCCAGGUCUGGCACACCUGAUGAUUGGCGACCAAGCUCGCGAGGAAUAUGUCGCCACCUUCAAGGGCUCUGAGUACUUCUGCUACGACCUGUCGCCCAACCCCAUCCAGUCUAGCAGCGACGAAAUCACACUUUCUUUCAAGACACUGCAGCGCAACGGCCUGAUGCUGCACACCGGCAAGUCAGCCGACUAUGUCAACCUGGCACUGAAGAACGGUGCCGUGUCGCUCGUCAUCAACCUCGGCUCUGGGGCCUUCGAGGCCCUGGUGGAGCCCGUCAACGGCAAGUUCAACGACAACGCCUGGCACGACGUCAAGGUCACCCGCAACCUGAGACAGCACUCAGGCAUUGGACACGCUAUGGUGACCAUCUCCGUGGACGGCAUCCUGACCACCACAGGCUACACCCAGGAGGACUACACCAUGCUGGGCUCCGACGACUUCUUCUACGUGGGAGGGAGCCCCAGCACGGCCGACCUGCCCGGUUCCCCAGUCAGCAAUAACUUCAUGGGCUGUCUCAAAGAGGUGGUGUACAAGAAUAAUGAUGUACGGCUGGAGCUGUCUAGACUGGCUAAACAGGGAGACCCAAAGAUGAAGGUCAGUGGGGUGGUGUCCUUUAAGUGUGAGAGUGUGGCCACGCUGGACCCCGUGACCUUUGACACCCCAGAGUCUUACGUGGCACUGAGCAAGUGGACGGCGAAGAAGGCGGGAUCCAUCUCGUUCGACUUCAGGACCACAGAGCCCAACGGGUUGAUGCUCUUCAGCCAUGGCAAACCCCGACAGCAGCAACGCAAGGACCCUCGCGCACCUCCCACACUCAAGAUUACUGAUGCUAACGUGUUUGACACACAGGUGGACUUCUUUGCCAUUGAGAUGCUGGACGGACACCUGUACCUGCUGCUGGACAUGGGCUCGGGAACCACCAAGACCAAGGCCAUCGACAGGAAGGUCAACGACGGGGAGUGGUAUCAUGUGGACUUUCAGAGGGAUGGACGCUCAGGAACCAUCUCGGUGAACAGUGUGAGAACAGCGUACACGGCACCGGGAGACAGUGAGAUCCUGGACCUGGAUGACACCUUGUACCUCGGAGGACUACCCGAGGACCGCGCUGGACUCAUCUUCCCUACAGAGGUGUGGACAGCCCUGUUGAACUACGGCUACGUGGGCUGCAUCAGAGACCUGUUUGUGGACGGGCAGAGCAAAGACAUCCGGCGGCUGGCCGAGGCCCAGCGGGCAGUCGGCGUGAAGCCCUCGUGCUCCAGGGAGCCACCCAAGCAGUGCCUGUCCAACCCCUGCCAGCACAAUGGCAUCUGCAGGGAGGGCUGGAACCGCUACGUCUGCGACUGCUCUGGGACGGGCUACCUGGGACGCUCCUGUGAGAGAGAUGCAACCAUCCUGUCCUACGACGGCAGCAAGUUUAUGAAGGUGCAGUUGCCCGUGGCGAUGCAUACUGAGGCGGAGGACGUCUCGCUACGCUUUCGCUCCCAGCGGGCGUACGGCGUUCUCAUGGCAACCACAUCCCGCAACUCUGCAGACACCCUCCGGCUGGAGCUGGAUGGGGGCCGUGUCCGACUCUCUGUCAACUUAGACUGUAUCAGGAUAAACUGUACAGCCAGUAAAGGCCCAGAGACCAUCUUUGCGGGGUCGGGCCUCAAUGAUAAUGAGUGGCACACGGUGAGGGUAGUCCGGCGUGGCAAGAGCCUCAUGCUCACCGUAGAUGACCUGCAGCCCGUUGAAGGUCAGAUGGCGGGCGACCACACCCAGCUGGAGUUUCACAAUGUGGAGACGGGUAUUGUGACGGAGAAGCGCUUCAUACCGGCCGUGCCCUCCAAUUUCAUCGGCCAUCUUCAGGGCCUGACGCUGAACGGCAUGCCUUACAUCGACCUCUGCAAGAACGGCGACAUCGACUACUGCGAGCUCAACGCCGUCAUCGGCUAUAAGAGCAUUGUGGCCGACCCGGUCACCUUCCGCUCGCGCUCCAGCUUCGUCACGCUGCCCACGCUGCAGGCCUACUACUCUAUGCAUCUCUUCAUGCAGUUUAAGACGACGUCCCCCGACGGCCUUAUUCUCUUCAACCGGGGAGACGGCAAUGACUUCAUAGUGGUGGAGCUGGUUAAAGGCUACCUACACUACAUCUCUGACCUGGGCAAUGGGGCACACCUGAUCAAGGGCAACUCCAACAGUCCUCUUAAUGACAACCACUGGCACAACGUGCACAUAUCCCGGGACACUAACAAUCUCCACACGGUCAAGAUCGACACCAAAGUCACCACGCAGACCACCAUGGGGGCCAAGAACCUCGAUCUAAAGGGUGACCUGUACAUCGGGGGCGUCUCCAAAGAGAUGUACCGGGACCUGCCCAAGCUGGUCCACUCCCGCGAGGGUUUCCAGGGUUGCCUGGCAACCGUGGAUCUUAAUGGCCGCCUCCCUGACCUUUUGGCUGAUGCCUUGGCAACCAUGGGACAAGUGGAGAGAGGCUGUGAAGGUCCCAGCACUACCUGUCAGGAGGACUCUUGCUCAAAUCAGGGAGUUUGUUUGCAGCAGUGGGAGGGCUUCACCUGUGACUGCAGCAUGACUUCGUACGCCGGGCCACUAUGCAACGAUGCCGGGACUACUUAUAUCUUUGGGCGCGAUGGAGGCAUGGUGGUUUACACGUGGCCCCCCAAUGAACGCCCCAGCACCAGGGCAGACCGGCUCGCCCUUGGCUUCAGCACCCAACAGAAACACGCCAUUCUGCUCAGGGUGGACAGCGCGUCUGGCCUGGGAGACUACCUUCAGCUGCAGAUAGACAAGGGCAACAUUAAAGUAGUGUUUAAUGUUGGCACUGACGACAUCCACAUCGAGGAGAGCUCCAAGUUCGUCAACGACGGGAAGUACCACAUAAUUCGCUUCACCCGCAGCGGAGGCAAUGCAACCCUCCAACUCGACGACCUGCCGGUCAUAGAGCGCUAUCCCUCAGGCAACAUUGAUAACGAGCGCCUGGCCAUCGCCAGACAGCGAAUCCCCUAUCGGCUCGGUCGAGUAGUUGACGAUUGGCUAUUCGACAAAGGUCGCCAGCUGACCAUCUUCAACAGCCAGACGACGGUGCGCGUUGGUGGAGGUGAGCGCGCGGCAAUGUUCCAGGGGCAGCUGUCUGGCCUGUACUACAAUGGCCUCCGCAUCCUCAACAUGGCCGCUGAGGGGCACCCGCACAUCAGGGUAGAGGGCAGUGCGCGAUUGGUCGGCGACAUGCCGUCCUCGUCCAUCACCCCGCAGUCCAGCGCUGCAGCUGGAGGCAACCGCUCUGACUCCGCCCCCUCCAUAAGCGACAUCACAACCACCACAGCCACCAACCGGAAGCAGGGCGCCACGCAACAGUCGGCAGACGACCUGCUGGUGGCGUCGGCCGAGUGUCCCAGCGACAAUGAAGCUGAUGAUGAUGAAGACAUCGGUCCCUGUGACCCCAGUUCAGCCCGCCCUCCCCUGACCGAGGUGAAGGUGUUCCCGGGUCCGUCCGAGGUGGUGCGGGAGAGCAGCAGCACCACGGGCAUGGUGGUGGGCAUUGUGGCGGCCGCUGCCCUCUGCAUCCUCAUCCUCCUCUACGCCAUGUACAAGUACCGCAACCGCGACGAAGGCUCCUACCACGUGGACGAGAGCCGCAACUACAUCAGCAACUCGGCCACGCAGCCCAACGGCAGCGCCAAGGACAAGCCGCUGGGCAUCGCCAAGAUCUCCAAGAACAAGAAGAACAAAGACAAGGAGUACUACGUCUGAGGCAGAACACAUCCAACGUGCAGACAUAUACGCAUACACCUUUAUAUAUAACGGUAUAUGUACAUAAAUAGAUAUAUUCUCAAAAAAGAAAAAAAUAACACACAUGCACACUGACAUAGACAUGCUGAUGUUAAUGUUUACUCUCCAAUAAUCACACCUGCACACACGCUGGCAAGCACAAACAUACACAUUCAAGCACAAACACACACUAACACUGAAGCACAAACAUACACACACACAUAAACACACACACACACACACACAGACUGGCCCGAGGGCAUGGACCCUUAUUGUACAGUAUUUACCAAUGAGCAGAGCCUCUGAGAGAGGCUUGUUUUAUGAACACCAUUCCAAAUAACUUAAGAAAGCAACUCCCAGUGAAGAACCGUUUUCGGGGGGGGGGGGUGUCCAGCCAGAAAGAAAAAAAAACUGCUUCCCUGCCACCGCAGGACCUCUUCAAACGGACUCAAGAGAGGUCAAGGAAGACUUUAAGUGAAGCAAAAUGGCAGACUGAGUACGUUGAGCGAGCGGCAGAGAACAAGAACAAAGAUGAUGUAAAAGCACCAAGACAAGCACUAAGUGUCUCUUCCAAGCUUCUUGGCCUUCCUCCCUGCUAGCAGACGGGACUCGACGAAGCACCGAGGACGCUGAAUAAACAAGCACACCAAUGGUCCAAGUCUAAUCCCGAGCAACAGGACAGGAAAUCAGGGUGUAGCCGUAGGGGCAAUGAAUUACAAAGGGAACAGGCAGUGGCGGGGCUGGUGCCGUUUAUAUAAUGGAUGUGCUGUGGUUGUUGCGCUGCCGAGCUGAUGUUUCACGGCGGCCUGUAAAUCGCAGACGUGGACUCAGCGGGAAAAAACUGAGGGAUAUUCUCCUGAACAGGAUACUUGAGACUUCAGAUGCUACCUACAGACACCAGUCAUGCACGACUGCGGUGUCACACACACACACACAUGCAAACAAACAAACACACAUGCACACACACACACACACACACACACACAAAAUUUUACAAUCUACACAUGCAGACAAACCUGCGAUGCCAGACCAGACCACCAUAUCUUCAUAACAGAUUCUGAAGACUAUACAAGAAGACAAUGGUGAAAAUGACAAAGACCAUUAUGAUAAUUGUUACGGCGAUGAUAAUGAUGAAUAUGAAGAACAUUUGGUCAGUAUAGACUCUUUGGGGAUGGGGGGGGGGGUCUUAUUGCACGUGAAUUAUCUUACUCCGUGUGAUUUAUACCGCGUUGAAACUCCAGAGGUUACACUGCGAACACGCCACCAUCAUAAACUUACCACCUUGGCUUGAAGUAUUUCUAAACACGCACUUCAAAUGGUUUUCAGUGUGUGUGUGUGUGUGUGUGUGUGCGCGUGCGUGUGAGAUUCAACAAUGAUUUAUUCUCUAAAUCGAUUCUCAGUUCAAAUCCGACAUUGACAAAGUGUGACCAUCUCGAGUGUGCUGCAUGCCCGAGUCUCUGAGCUGUGCUGUGGAGUGGUGGUGUGUCCCACGAAGUCCAGAGGUGGUAGGUUUGUUUGUUUGUUUGUUUGUUUGUUUGUUUGUUAGGUGAGGAGGUGGUGGAGGAGGGUGUUGCGGGGUUGCAAUGUAACUCCAGUGCAACACCCGGAUGUGUGCGCCCACCACAGGCCAUGUCCUGUUUUCUAGCCUGAUGUCCUAAAGGCCACGCCCAACAAACCACCUUUUAUAGCAAAAAAAAAACAGCCGGGGGGGGGGAAACAAAUCAAAAACAGAACAAAGUAAAUGUUACCAUGUGUUGCUAAUAGAUAGGAAAAUCCAGUUCAUGAUGCCAUUGGCUAUACGACAACUUGAGUUGCUCUGAUUUCAUUCGCUCUUUCCUUUUCUCGCUUUCUCUUUGCGUCCUUUUGUCUUCAUGCUAUUGGUUGACGGAUUCGUCAAUAGACAUGACGCGGCCAAUACGGGACCGACAGGUGGGUUUUUCCGAUGGGCUUCAGUAUAACUGUCUGUCUAUGUACUUACGCGGUGUCUGAGUCCGCCGCAGCUCAAGCAUCACAGCCCCAUGAUAUAUCAAUAUAGUGCCAUGACAUGAAGAAGCCCCUCCGGUUCCUCCGAGCAAUGGAACCAACCAAGUCAGAUGCAUGCAAAAUGGACGACGGCCAGAACGGACACGAAAAGGACUUUGUGUGAGAUUUCAAAGUAUAAUGUCGAAAAUUAACCUAACAAAUUCCCCUAUUCUCUCCAUCCUUAACUGGCCUUUUUGACCUCCCUUCUCUUGUGUUCCCCUCGUUCGGUAUGUUUCCCCCAUCUGCCCCCUCCAGUUCCCUCCACGUCUGUUUCUUUCGUUUUUCCCCUUUAUCUCUGUUGUGUUGCCAUCUGGAACAAAGGAGGCGUCUCAACCAGUGGGAUUCUACAUCUAGGUGUUCAUUAACCAUGUUUAUUUUCUAUAUGUACAAUUUUUCUACAGUAUUUACUUUUAUUUUUAUUGUUACGGUUCUUUGAUGAACAUAAAGUGGAAAUUUAUUAUGAAAAAUAGUUUUGAAGAUUAAUGAGUAAAUAAAAUAUUACCCAAGUGA
Messenger RNA from Scophthalmus maximus (turbot), 8091 nucleotides. RefSeq names its product neurexin 1a (gene nrxn1a). The transcript is spliced from 25 exons. Lineage: Eukaryota; Metazoa; Chordata; Actinopteri; Pleuronectiformes; Scophthalmidae. Bases 1045 to 5541 code for a protein of 1498 amino acids. The record is from RefSeq and is a predicted model, not a curated record.